Populus nigra (black poplar) is the source of this 1774-nucleotide messenger RNA. RefSeq lists its product as uncharacterized. Bases 1231 to 1686 code for a protein of 151 amino acids. The record is from RefSeq and is a predicted model, not a curated record. The transcript is spliced from 2 exons. Lineage: Eukaryota; Viridiplantae; Streptophyta; Magnoliopsida; Malpighiales; Salicaceae.
AACAAUAUUGACUAUUGUCUUGUGAAAUUAAGAGAAAGUGUUGUAGAAAGAAAAAUAUGGAAGAUAUCCCCAUGACCAGCAGAAUGUUUGUUGCUUAGGCAUUUUUAGGGGAGAUGGUGCUGUGGGAAACCUAGGGGAGACUAUGCAUAGCUUUUUGGAGGCACAGGGAAAUUCUCUAGUGCUGGAAUAUUAUCAGAUUAUGGUGAGAAGUUUGGGGUUGGAGAUACAAUCAUGUGCUGUGUUGAUCUUGAAAGUAAACCGUUGGCUUUUGUAGGACUCUCCCAAAACUGAAAAUGGUUGGGAUUUGCAAAGGGCUUUGAUGCUGGCCCAGCGAGUCUUCAACAGGUGGAUUCUCCGGUGAAAGAGCUUCAAUGUGAGUCAGCUCUAUUUCCUCGUGUUCUAUCGUGGUUUAGUUGCAGUUCAGUGCUGAAGAUGGCCUCCUUCCUACUUAAUGAAGAAGGCUGCAAGUCCUGGUUCAGAUGAACUUUAUGAUCAGGUAGGCACUUGGAAAGCAUAAAUGACGCGUAUCCCCUUUAUACACUGUUUGAGCAUAAUGUGGCUGAUAGGUUUGACUAUUUUAUAAGGUCAUUUUUGCUGAACUCGGUUGAAGGGAUCAGUCAGAGAUACAUUUGGAGAAAAUGAAGCGUCCUUUAAAGACUGAAUCUCUGCCUUGUUCUCGGCAGCCUUUGAUGGAGUUAUAUGCUAGCCCGCCUCUGGAAAAUCAAGGAGCUUUACCCGGUUAUUGUAUUAUCUUUUUCAAUCCAUUUAUUCUCAUGCCAUAUAUAUAAGGUCCUGAUGGUUCUUCCAUUUGAUUUAGUUGGUAGCAGAUCCAGGAAAAUUUCUCAUCCACCUCCUCUGCCAUUGAAUUAUAGCAACCAAAAUGCCAACCCGCCACCUCCUCCACCAUUGAAUUAUGGCUACCAAAGCACCAACCCACCUCCUCUGCCAUUGAAUUUUGGCUACCAAAGUACCAACUAUCUUCCUCAAUCAUUAAAUGAUGGAUCUGUUUCUACUUUGCCUCUGUAAGGAGGCUUUAGUACUGCUAACUUCUCAAGGGACGAAGAUUGUUUUGUCCAUUCAUUGAUUGACUGCUACCAGAGUAUAUACAUUGAUAAGUAGUGGCUAAUGUGUUAACAACAGACACAAUAUAUCAGGGAUUUGGAUCUUCUUAGGGGGCAUAUCAAAGCUAUCAAGCUCCUACACCUAGAGCUUCUGUUCCUCGGAGCACUAAUGAAAGUUCUGUACCAAGAAAUAACAUUGGUUCCUCAGGGAGCUAUGGUGUCAUUUCAGGUGGUAGAGCUGACUCUUUCCAGAACUAUGGAUUUGUUGAUCCAUAUGGCAGAGCAAACUCUGAUGGUGAGAAUACUGCCGUUGGUGGUGCUGCUACUUCCGACCCCUACUGGAGCAAUAUGGAAGAACCCUCCCAUAAGGGAGCCAAAAGGACUUCUUCAUUUACAUACAGUAAUAUUGGAUGUCACCCUACCAGCCUGCAGGCUCCAAGUUUAUCGACAUAUUUUCCCAGUCCUUCUCUUCAUACGGUUUUCUUCAUGGAUCUCCUCGCUUUCCAUUAUCUGCAAUAUCUCCGACUCCGUCACCAAGGCCCCCAUAUGCAUUGCUGCCGGCAUGCAGCAUUAUGUAAGAUAUAACCCUAGCUCCUCCUCCGAGAUAUUACUGAUCACUGUAUAGGCUUGCCGUCAUUUCUCAAGACUUAGGAGAUCACACUUCCACACUUAAGACUAGAAAUCGAGAAGGCCACGUUCCGGUCCAUGUUAAA